Sceloporus undulatus (fence lizard) is the source of this 1499-nucleotide messenger RNA. Its product is annotated as mediator of RNA polymerase II transcription subunit 26-like. The record is from RefSeq and is a predicted model, not a curated record. Gene Ontology annotation, cellular component: core mediator complex; mediator complex. Gene Ontology annotation, biological process: regulation of transcription by RNA polymerase II; positive regulation of gene expression. Gene Ontology annotation, molecular function: transcription coregulator activity. Lineage: Eukaryota; Metazoa; Chordata; Lepidosauria; Squamata; Phrynosomatidae. The annotation marks the transcript as partial. The transcript is spliced from 2 exons.
AAAUCAAGUGCACUUAGUGUAGCUUUGAUGAUUGACAAAUUAAAAAAUUAUUGGGGGUUUUAAUUUUAAAAUUGUUAAUAUACUCAGCUCUCUGUAUCCAUGGAUUUUUAUCCAACCAAACACAGUAUGAAAAUAUUAAAACCUUGAUUUUGCCAUUUUAUAAGAAAUCCAUUUUACUACUCCAUUUUAUUUAAUGGGACUUGAGCAUCCAUGGAGGAUCCUGGACCCAAACCUCAGCAGAUAGUGAGGACCUCUGUAUAUGCAUAGACAUUUAUUGUAUAUAGUUAAUACUUGACAUUUUCUUUACAUUUAAUUAUUGGGAAGAAAACUAGACCAUUGUAGCCUGUUUCGGUUGUAUCAUUUCCGCAUGCCUGAAGAAUAUAUCUACUUUUUAACAAUGCUGAAAAAAUGACAUACAUUUUGAUUUGGGUCUUGUCUGGGAUCUGCUGGUUUCCUGUUGUCCAGCGUGGCAUAUAUUGGCCUAAAGCCAUCAGGAUGGUGUCCUCCUGGCAGCCCUCCCUGGGCCUUAAAAUGUAGUCCCUCCCUGAGGAAUAUGGAGCUCACAGAGCAGGUUUUGGGGAGGGGAAAUUCUGCUCACCUUUGUUUAGGGCAGAUUUUGCUUUUUCUGAAUGGCAGUCCAUCAGUGGAUACAACCUAUUGUUUCCUGUUGUAUUGCAAUCUUUAUACCAUUCCAUUCUUUGAAACAGAAUUUUUUUUUCCAUUGGAAAUGAUAUUGGCUGGUUUUCUGGAAAGCUUGCCAGCGCUCAUCACAGGUUCCCAUGCACUGCUCCUUGCCCUUGCAGUUCUUGGAAACGCGACUGGGGAGACUCAUUAAUGAUGUCAGGAAGAAAACAGAGAAUGAAGAGCUUGCCAAGCGUGCCAAGAAACUGCUGCGGAAUUGGCAGAAGCUGAUAGAACCAGUCGCCCAGAACGAGGUUGCAUUAAGGGGGCUGCCGAAUCUGCCUGGGUCAGCCAAUGGGGGGGCACACAACUUCCGAGUGGAAACUCCCACUGGGGCUACCACCGUUGCUGGCUCAAAGCCUAUCCAGGAUGUGAAGAACAGGAACGAUGUCCAGAAGCCGCACUCGCCGAAGCCGGGGAACCGGAAGCGGAAAGGUGAGCCCAGGGAUGGCCUCCAGCCUCCCCCCUCCUCACUACCAAAAGCCUCCAAAGCCAGUUAUGAAGUGUUGCAGAAUUCUUCUCCUCCUCCCACAAAUGGGAUCGGCGGGAGCCCAGAGAAUUUCCCCAGCCCUCUGGAUGUGAGCUUCCCCCCAGAGCUGGAGGGCAGCAAGCCGGAGCUUGGAGAGAAUGAGAAGCCCAGCAAGAUCCCCAUCAAUGCUGUCCGGCCUCACACCAGCUCCCCAGGACUCUUCAAACCCUCUGGGCUGCCCUCGCUGCUCAAGACAGUGGUCCUGCCACCCCCUCCACAGUAUGAUAAGGCUGAGGAGGCUGUGGCGGGUGGUCAGCCCAGGAGCCCUCGCUGCUCCUCCUUCAGCCCC